Messenger RNA from Synchytrium microbalum, 702 nucleotides. RefSeq lists its product as uncharacterized. The transcript is spliced from 2 exons. Gene Ontology annotation, molecular function: structural constituent of ribosome. Gene Ontology annotation, cellular component: mitochondrial large ribosomal subunit. The record is from RefSeq and is a predicted model, not a curated record. Lineage: Eukaryota; Fungi; Chytridiomycota; Chytridiomycetes; Synchytriales; Synchytriaceae. The coding region runs from base 1 to 702 and encodes 233 amino acids.
AUGAUGAGAGGAUGCAGUCGCCUCAUACAGCAGAUACGGACCCACGCCACAGUAGCCCACAGCAUAAGAGUCGGCAUCCUCCUCAAACGAGACCCAGUAAUCACUCCAAACCCAGACGAAUUCUCGUCAUCCUACUUGAACUAUCGACACUCACUAGAAAACGCACAUAGCAGACCAUUUCCUUACGAAUUCUACUUUAAACGAGGAUCACUCCAGGAGCAGCGAUGGCUCGACGCCACAAAGGGCCAGCCUAACGAUGAUGGCAUCAAACUCGUCAAGGAACAUGAAUUGGCUUCUAUACCGGUCGCUCCUAGAAGGACUAUAGCUGAUGAAGCCAAUGAUACGGCUUCACUGGAUAGAGCUUUGGAUAGGACGUUGUAUCUGGUGUUGAAGGGUGAACAUGGAUGGAGGCUGCCUGAAGGGAACUUGAAUGGGGAUGAGUUGCUUCAUCAAGCUGCGUCAAGAGAACUACAUACACAGUGUGGGAAUGGUAUGGAGACGUGGUUUGUAGGGAGCAUACCAGUAGGACAUGUUACAAGGGGACCCAAUGAAACCGUCUUUUACAUGAAGGCACACAUAUUAGGUGGUACCAUUGCAUCAACAUCAGACAACACGGUCGCUUGGCUGACAAAGGAAGAAGCUUUGAAGGCUUUGAGUCAAGAUGAUGCUAUUCAAGUGGCUGAUAUGCUAUCAACACGAUAG